Molecule: messenger RNA, 5522 nt
Organism: Amoebophrya sp. A120
Lineage: Eukaryota; Dinophyceae; Syndiniales; Amoebophryaceae
Source: the annotation of a GenBank genome assembly
AGUUUGUUGAGCUUCAGCACUGUCGGACACAGAAAUUAUCUCAGUCAGGAUGAGUUUCAACGAGGACAAGAAGAAAAAGAAGAAAAGCAAGCAGGGCACCACGCCAGCUUUGGACGAAGCGGCCGGGCGCACAACCAAGCAAGAGACCACUCCCACGAUCACCGCAGAAUCUGCUUCGUCAGUAGAAACUGCGGUCGUCGAAUCGCCCCAGGGAUCUGCUCUUGAGGGAGAUAAAAACAGCGUGAAAGAAGUAGAUGCAGCUGUGCCGCCUCUUGUAGUGCCGGAUCCUGUUGGUGUUGCCGUGCCAACGGAGAAAAACUACAUCGAGGAAAGCAAAGCAUCGCGCAGCCCUUGCGUUCCUGCCCUGGUGCAGCCGUGUUGCGAGGCUCCUAUCGCUAGUGGGUCAGAAUCCGUCAUCGAGGAAAAUGCGCCGGAAGCGGACGUUGGCCAACCCAAAACCGCCGAAGGAAUUCCACCGAAAGACGGUGAAGAAGAUGAAGCUGCUCGGAAUAAUAUGGAAGUUGCUGCCCUGACGCCUGAAGGCAAAAGCGACACCCAGGUCGUGGACGCACCGCGAGGACUUCUUUCGGAGGAAAAAAGCACAGGCGGUUCGCGUCGUGUCAGUCGAUUGUCUUCCGCCCCGUCGCCGGCAAUCAAAAAGGCCCCGGGCGAUGAUGCGAGGUUCGAGGAACCUGGAGAUCAACAAGAUGUUGAGCAAAAAAAUCCGAAUCCCUCGUCCGGCGUGGUUGAUGAGACGAUUGUGCUUCCCGUUCCCGCGGAACAGACCACCGAGCAUGCGAAGCCUGUCCCCGAGACUGCCACGCCCAACCGGUCGGGUUCCCAAGGUGGAACCGAACUCGCCAGCUUGGAGGUGGUACCCCUCCCGGAGGGCUCCGACCUGGAGUUCGAAGUCGAGGGGGCGGACGAAGAAGUGAUGUUCAUCGAAGACAUAUCCUCAGUAAAAACGUACCCACACCAGAGUUGUAAUGCAAAUCUGCAUGCUGAAAAUGUUUCUCAUGCGGAGCCCCAUGAGAAGCAUUUUCUAGUCGUGUUUUGCAAUUUGUCAUGCUCCAAUCAGCAUGGUAUGCUAGAUCUGUGAUGCUGCUGAGCUAGCUCAAACAGCACUACACUACGAAUCCAAAUUUGUCAUGCAAAACAGCCAAAGCUUGUGGAUUUGUCUAGCCGAUUCCCCAUCUUGACUAUGGUGUGGGUACGUUUUUACUCAGGAUAAGACAGCGCUUCCGGAGCGCUGCGGCACAGCACGCACGACCCUAAGACGGUAUCAGAAUGAAAAAUGCCCCCACCCCCGAACUUGAAAGCAUUUGUAUUGCAAACCUUUCCAAAUGAAACAUUCGCCCUCUUGCAUGUAUCAGCAUUACAGGUUUCCAAUCGUGAAUAGCAGAAAUUUGUAUUGCAAAAGACCCCAGCAAGAGCGGCGCUUGUCAUGCAAGCGAUGCGAUACACGCCUAGACUCUGCAUCAGAAAGAUUCGUACUCCUUUCACGCAUGACAAAAAGUUUUCAUUUGGAAACUUAGCAUCACAAAUUUUUGCAAUUUCAGGGGUGGGGGGCACUUUUGACUGCAAUAGACGGGCACCGUGGUAUACUCCCCCGAUGGGACCCUGCCCGCUGACGCGGCACUACUGCCGCCGGCCUCGCCGGUGCCGCUGCCAGACGGAGUUGAACUGAACGCGGACGGGGGACUGGACAUGAGCACACUCGAACGCGCGAUGAGCCCGCAUCUGCAGAAAGGCCCGAUUUCCGCGAAGGAGCUCAACAAGCGGAUCACGGAACUGCGGAACCACCACACCAGCCGGCGCGGGUCCUACGACGGCGAGAGCGGGGCGGACAGCAGCGCCUCGCCGGCGGCACGCCGCACGCACCGUGCAAAGAAGAUGAACAAACGGGACACGACGACGACGACGACGACUGCCCAAGUGAAUGGAAUUGCUGAGGAUGGUGUAGUUGGCCACGACUCGUCUUCUGGAGCUUGUUCGACCUCGGGGGUCAGCUCCUCUACCGAACCGCUGAGGACCGACGACGAAAUAUCCUGAGUAAAAACGUACCCACACCAGAGUUGUAAUGCAAAUCUGCAUGCUGAAAAUGUUUCUCAUGCGGAGCUCCAUGAGAAGCAUUUUCUAGUCGUGCUUUGCAAUUUGUCAUGCUCCACUCAGCAUGGUAUGCUAGAUCUGUGAUGCUGCUGAGCUAGCUGAAACAGCACUAUACUACGAAUCCAAAUUUGUCAUGCAAAACAGCCAAAACUUGUGGAUUUGUCUAGCCGAUUCCCCAUCUUGACUCUGGUGUGGGUACGUUUUUACUCAGGAUACGAAACUGCUGGAACAGGAGUUAGAAAUACAGGUGAUGGGAGUUGUAAACCAACUGCAACUGGUACUGGCGCCCAAAAAGUUGCUCUAGACGAAUCCGCCUCUACAGCUGAGGCAUCGACAACGACCGACCAGGACACAGGCACCACCGCUUCGUCGUCGCUAGGCGACGAGGGCGGUGCUACAAAAGCAAAAUCGAUAUCAUGUAGUGAAAAGGCGGGUAACGGUACUAAGGACACUUUAGUCUUGCAGACCACCGCUGGUGCAGGAGCAGGCCCAGUAACCGCGGCGACCACGAGCAGCAGCACAGGCGGCAGCCACGAGGCCGGUGUAGUGAUGCUGCCGCGCAGUGAGUCGGCUGUCAGUUUGCCCGCCAUCAACUCCCGCGAGUUCCAGGAUUUGGUGGACCAAAACCUGAUUUUGGUGGACUGGGAGCGCGAGGAAGGCAUCGGGGUGAAGACCGCGAUCUACACCUUGACCGGAUCUAUCGUGGGUGCGGGCGCCGUCGCGUGCCCCUUUGCGUUUCAGUUCAUGGGGCUCGUCGGCGGUUCGUUUUUCCUCAGCCUAAUGGGGUUUCUCUCCGGGCUCUCGGGCUACAUGCUCGGCAUGGCCGCGCGGAAGACCGGGCUGCACUCCUACGAGGAGAUUGCGGUCACCACCAUGGGUCCGCGCAUGGGCAAGGCGCUGGCGUUGCUGUCGGUUAUAGGUGUGACGUUCUGCGCUUCCAUCGCCUACUGCAACCUCUGGGCCGACACGCUGCUGCCCAUUCUCGCCUGUUUGCUGCCCGCGUCCCAGACCGCCGAGGUGCUGCAGAACACGUCCGUCAAGUCCUUCCGGACGCUGCUGAUCGUCUCCUGCGUCGUAUUGAUCUUGCCACUCUGUCUCAAUCGCACGAUGUCCGGCGUUUCCACCGCGAGUCUCCUCUCCAUUCUCGCCAUGGGCGUGCUCAUGCUCGUCAUCUGCUUGUACGCUCUCAAGAACGCACUGCAGUCCGACAGCGAAUGGACCAUGGAGAACGGUGCGCUAGUGUUUCAGUGUGUGUUUCAGUUUGUGCUCAGUUGAUACGAUGCAGCUUAUGGCUCUCGUUAGUCUCUUAUUUUACUUGAAGAACAUUCUGUAGAAUGCCUUGAAUUUGUACUAGUAGAAAAAGCAAUUUCUAAUUUGUCCGUGCGUUAUAUAAAAAUCACAGAGAAGUACGAGUGGCUGGGUCCCAAUCCGUUUACGGACGCGCGAAACCACCCUUGCCACGGGAUUUUUUCCGACCAAGACGCGCACUGGGACGACCGGAAGACCUGGCUUAACGAUCCGUCCGGUUUGCUGAUGGGGAUUCCGUACUUCUGCUCGGCGUUUUUGUGUCACUUUAACGUCUUCUCGGUGUUUGCCGAGAUGCGCAAGCCGACGCGGGUGCGACUGCAAAAGGUGAUGCGCCGCACCAUGCUGAUCUCCGGGAGCCUGUAUUUGGUGAUCGCAGCCUGCGGUUUCUACGUUGGGCAGAGCUAUCAUGUUGAAAAGCGCCCCUAUAUUUUUUCCCAGAACCAACGAACUUGAAAGCAUUUGUAUUGCUGCAAAGCUCCUUAUCCUUUCCAAUGGAAACAUUCUCCAUCUUCUUGCAUACUCUAGCGACACAAAUUUUUGACGCAGACGACAAGUUCUUUCCAUUUGAAAAAACUUUGCACACUUGUUCUGGUAGAAUCGGGGCACUUUUCACUUUGAUAAGGGUUACGAGAAGUUUGCUUUCUCGGUUUCAGACAAGAAAGUGUCGGAGGUCCUCCCGACGCUGAGUAGAACGAGCGGACGCACACUGCUUUCGGAAGUGCCAGAUGAUUUUGGACAGCAGCUGCAAACCCAAAAGUUGCAACAGGAGCACCGUGUUGUUCCAGGCGCUCGACCGGAGCGAGAUGAUAGCUUUUUCGACGGAAUAGAGCAUGCGAGCGGGAUAAUCUUCGCGGGAAAAGCCCCCGGAAGUCUAGCUGCUUCGUGGCCCGCGACUUCUCCGUCGAUUCCCUCACAGUCAAGCAGUCAUACCUCGUCGCGCGAGACACAGAAAAUGAUUAUUCCGGCGACGAGCAUUGUUUCCCAUUCUGCAAAAAUGACCGGGGUGAAAGACGACCAGAAAUUAAUCGGAGGUAGUACAACCACUGUAGUUCAACACCUCAGCUCCGCGUCGUGCGACAUUGGGGUCCAGGGAAACAUUCUCCAAAAUUUUCCGCACGACGAUUUUUUCGUGAAUCUGGGACGGUUCUGUCUGUUUAUCGCCUUGUACUUCACGUAUCCGCUGCUAAUCCACCCGUGCCGCGCGAGCUUGCACCGCAGUCUGUGCGGCGACACGUACCGAGCGACGGGACUUUUACAUGGUGGCGAGACCUUCCUGAUCAUGUUUCUCGCCAGCCUGACGGCGAUUUUGGUACCAGAGGUGCAGAUCGUGCUCGGCUAUGCGGGUUCGACAUUUGGCAUUCUGCUGGCCUUCGUGUUUCCGGCGUUUUUCGUGCUCAAGCUCUCGGUGGCCCGGGACAAGCGCAAUCUGAUCGCCUUGCUGAUCUUCUUGUUCGGCUGCGUGCUGUGUGUGGCGACGACGGUGAUUCAGACGGUGAAUGAGGACGUGAUGAAGAACGGGAACAACGUGGAUGUCCUGCAAGAAGUAGAGCCGAAAACUACGUCAAACCAACCGGGCGAACGAGAAAGUGCUGCUGUCAGCUGGUACACAAACUACGUGGCGGUCGACGAGGUGACCAAGAAGCCCUUUCGCCAGGCUGCGCACCCCCGGCAGCUCUGUCUCACCGUGGAAGCGAGCAGCACAACGAAAGUCGAACGGCUGCUCAGAUACGUUUCCUUGAAGCAACAGUAUGACGCCACGGGAACCCCGCCACCCCUCCCGAAAAUGGAAAAGUCCUCUGCGUGGGCGCUCUCGCACGGCUGCACGAAUGCGACAACCACGGGCGACGCGGAUAGUAGUACAUCAUAGGGAGGUAUUUAUUCAAAUUCACUGAGCUGCGCUCCUGCCCGUAGAGGCACCAGGAAUGGCAAUCGAGGAGAUAUGUCGAAGUACUAUCUACAGUUGAAUUGAUUUUCGGAAAGAUAGUUUUUACGUUUUCGUUGCAGGUGGAGCCUCUUGUGUUUCGGCGUUCUCUACGAGAAUUCAGGAAUAGACAUCAGAGUGGAUCACUCAGCUCAAAAAGUGCAGCGACAAAAAAAAAUGCAGC